Molecule: messenger RNA, 1851 nt
Organism: Indicator indicator
Lineage: Eukaryota; Metazoa; Chordata; Aves; Piciformes; Indicatoridae
Gene: KLHL36
Product: kelch like family member 36
Exons: 4
Coding region: 4-1851 (615 amino acids)
Molecular function (GO): cullin family protein binding
Source: RefSeq, a predicted model, not a curated record
GUCAUGGAGGGAACCAGGCAAACCAGGAUUUGUCGUCCACACAAGAUAAGUGAAUCCUCAAAGGUAUACAGGUGGGAUGACCACUCUAGUCUGGUUCUUCAGAGCCUGAAUGAGCAGAGACACCGAGGCCUCUUCUGUGACAUUGUCCUUGUGGUGGAUGAGCAGAGAGUCCCUGCCCAUCGGAACCUCCUCGCUGUGUGCAGUGACUACUUCAACUCUAUGUUCACCAUUGGUAUGCGAGAAGCCCAUCAAAAAGAGGUUGAACUUUUUGGAGCCUCCUACAUUGGUCUCAAGGCUGUAGUGGAUUUUCUUUACGGCAGUGAGCUGUCUUUAGAUGGGGGCAAUAUUGACUACGUGCUCGAAACAGCUCACCUGCUGCAGAUCUGGAAGGUGGUCGACUUCUGUUGUGAGUAUCUGGAGAAUGAGGUCAGCGAGGAGAACUAUUUGUACCUGCAGGAGCUAGCCUCUAUUUACAACCUGAAGCGCCUUGACUCCUACAUCGACUCUUUCAUCCUGCAGAACUUCGGCACGCUGUCUUUCACCCCAGACUUCCUGCAGAACAUUUCCUUGCAGAAGCUGUGCCAGUACCUGGACAGCAGCAACGUGCAGCAGGAGUGCGAGCACGACUUGCUGCAGGCUGCCUUGCAGUGGCUUACCCAGUACCCAGAACGGGAGAAUGAGGCGUACCAGGUUCUGGAUAACAUUCAUUUUCCUUUGAUACCCAAAAGUGAUCUCCUCCAUCGAGUCAAGCCUGCUGUCUGCUCUCUUCUUCCCAAAGAGGCAAACUGUGAGGGGUUUAUAGAGGAGGCAGUGAACUAUCACAACAAUGUGACAGCUCAGCCUGUGCUGCAGAACAAGCGGACAGCCCUGCGGACCUCUGAGGAGAGGCUCCUCUUUGUGGGUGGGGAGGUUUCUGAACGGUGCCUGGAACUGAGUGAUGAUACCUGCUUCUUGGACACCAGAAAGGGGCAGUGGGUAGCAGAAACCCCUCUCCCAGCCAGACGAAGUCACCACUGUGUUGCAGUCUUGGGAGGCUUCAUCUUCAUAGCCGGAGGCAGCUUUUCAAGGGACAAUGGAGGGGAUGCAGCUUCCAAUCUCCUAUAUAGGUAUGACCCCCGCUGUAACCAGUGGAUAAAGGUUGCCUCCAUGAGACAACGCCGUGUGGAUUUCUACCUGGGAGCUAUCACCGACAUGCUGGUAGCUGUUGGUGGCAGGAAUGAAAAUGGGGCACUUUCUUCAGUGGAGACCUACAGUCCUCAGAAGGAUUCCUGGUCCUAUAUAGCAGGCUUGCCCAGGUUUACCUAUGGCCACGCUGGAACAGUCUACAAGGAAUUUGUGUACAUUUCAGGAGGCCAUGAUUACCAGAUUGGCCCCUACAGAAAGAACCUGCUGUGUUACGAUUACCGCACCGAUGUCUGGGAGGAGAAGAGGCCGAUGAUCACUGCCCGAGGCUGGCACAGCAUGUGCACCUUACAGGACAAUAUCUACUCCAUUGGUGGCAGUGAUGACAACAUAGAAACCAUGGCUCGUUUUGACAUUCUGAGCGUGGAGUCCUACAGCCCUCAGUGUAACCAGUGGACCAGAGUUGCUCCUCUGUUGCAAGCAAACAGUGAGUCAGGGGUUGCGGUCUGGGAAGGCAAGAUUUAUAUCCUUGGAGGGUACAGCUGGGAAGAAACAGUCUUCUCCAAAACAGUCCAGGUUUAUGAUAAGGAGAAAAAUAAGUGGUACAAAGGAACCGACUUACCCAAAGCCAUUGCUGGUGUGUCUGCAUGUGUCUGUGCGUUGAAACCCAAAACAGAGGACAAAAAGAAAAAGACAAAAACAAAAAAACAUCAAGAUCGAGGAAGAUGA